Aspergillus steynii IBT 23096 is the source of this 2120-nucleotide messenger RNA. Its product is annotated as P-loop containing nucleoside triphosphate hydrolase protein. The coding region runs from base 429 to 1676 and encodes 415 amino acids. Gene Ontology annotation, biological process: tRNA methylation; tRNA wobble uridine modification. The record is from RefSeq and is a predicted model, not a curated record. Gene Ontology annotation, molecular function: GTP binding. Gene Ontology annotation, cellular component: cytoplasm; mitochondrion. The transcript has a single exon. NCBI's taxonomy places the organism in Eukaryota, Fungi, Ascomycota, Eurotiomycetes, Eurotiales, Aspergillaceae.
CUGUCAACUGCGCCCGGUCGCGCUGCUAUCGCCGUGGUGCGGGCUUCUGGUCCCGGCUGUGUUCAGGUAUGCCCCAGAUAGCCUGCCAUAGGUUGCUUCCUUAUGAUAAUAAUCCCAUUUAGAUCUAUCGUAAUCUAUGUCCUAAGGCACCACUUCCGCGGCCACGGGUUGCGGCAGUGCGCACGCUGUACGACCCCUUAGGAGACCUUACUUCCAACAACAGCGUCCUGGACGCGGGGGCUUUGGUUCUUUAUUUCCCGGGACCCAAAACAGUCACCGGAGAGGAUGUCCUUGAACUUCAUCUUCACGGUGGACCCGCAAUCGUCAAAGCGGUCUUGACCGCGAUUACCAACACAAGCCGAUCGGACUCUCUCAUCCGGUACGCGGAACCUGGCGAGUUCACUCGGCGGGCUUUCUUGAAUGGCCGGAUGGAUCUUCCACAGGUCGAAGCGUUAGGCGAGACACUGACUGCAGACACCGAACAGCAGCGCCGUCUUGCCGUCCGAGGGACCAGUGAUGCCCUGUCUAAGCGGUACGAGCAAUGGCGACGGCAGCUACUCUACGGGCGUGGCGAGCUCGAGGCGUUGAUUGACUUUUCCGAGGAUCAGCACUUCGACGAAUCGUCUGAUGAGUUAAUUCUCUCCGUCGCGUCGCAGGUGCGUGCGUUGCGAGUCCAGAUUGCGCUCCAUAUCCAGAAUGCGUCCAAGGGCGAAUUGUUACGCCACGGAAUCAAGGUUGCCUUGCUGGGUGCACCCAAUGCCGGCAAAAGCUCUCUACUCAACCGAAUUGUGGGCAAGGAGGCGGCCAUCGUCAGCACGGAAGAAGGCACCACCCGUGAUAUCGUAGAUGUCGGUGUCGACCUGAGCGGUUGGUAUUGUAAGCUUGGCGACAUGGCGGGCAUCAGAUCCGAGCACGGCAAUACGGCGGGUCAGGACUCAGUUGUCAUCGGAGCCGUUGAAAAAGAAGGAAUUCGUCGCGCUAAAGCUCGCGCGCUGGAGUCUGAGGUGGUUAUAGUGGUGGUCUCCUUGGAGGCAAGCGCCAACGGCGCUGCACCAUACCGCGUUUCCGCAGACCAAGAAGUCAUCGACGCAGCCAAUGAUUGUGCGCAGGCUGGCAAAUGUCUCGUCAUUGCCGUCAACAAAUGCGACCGAUUACCAGCGGCCGACCGCGCUGAUCAACUGCCAUCUCCACUGGCCGCCACGCUCGCCACCCUUUUUCCGGCGGUGCCGCGCACGCGCAUGUUUGGCAUCUCCUGUCGAGAAGCCCAAGAGGAGUUGCCGGGAGAGAAGGCCGAUCCGGGCCAACUGCAGGGCUUUCUUCGGGGGCUGAUCUCAACAUUCGAGGAGAUUGCCUCUCCGUUGGGCAUUGAAGGGGACGAUACUGGACAGUAUGACAUGUCGUAUUGGGAAGAUUCUCUGGGAGUGACACAUCGACAAAGCUCUAAUUUACAAAGAUGCAUGCAACAUUUAGACGACUUCUUGGCCCAGACUUCCGAGGCCCAAACACCGCCGACGUCCGGUGGUUUCCAUCACCAUCUCAGCCCUGUAGAGACGGACGUGGAUAUUGUCACAGCGGCGGAGCAUUUGCGGUCCGCGGCCGACGCGCUUGCGAAGAUCACCGGUAAAGGGGAGAGUGGAGAUGUGGAGGACGUUUUGGGCGUCGUUUUCGAAAAGUAAGUGAUAUCGCAACCGGGGAGGGUCUUGUAUCAUGACUGACAGCGUGUUUGCGGCAAGGUUCUGCGUUGGAAAAUAGGCCGCUCGCACUGGAUCAGCCCAACGCAGCCACAGGAUCCGCGACGCUGAUUCCGCCUGAAAAGCCGACGCUCCAUUGUUUCUUCUACAGACGGCUCGUCCCAGACAUCGCCUUGGUCUCACGCGUCUUCGUCGUACAGGUCGUUGUAGCCGCCUCGACCCUGCAUCAAUAAAAGACGAUGGACGCCGCAAGCUAGAGCUAGGAGAACUGAAUGCGUGUUCUUGCUGGACCGAUUACUUCAAUGGGGGGCCCGGAUCGACUGAAGAGAUUGCCCGAUCUCGAGUAAGGGUAUGUGCGUCAAUGGCUCGCAGUACUAGUCAGCUGUCCGGUCGAGGCCGAACUGGAGAUGAAUUGUAGGAAAGUAAUCG